AUGCGUACUAGAGAAAUUUGUUUAUCUGAUUCUCGUACUAAUUUUGUGGUCGUUAUUGCUCAAAUAUUCUUGUACUUUAACAGGAACUUAGUUGCCAGCCAUUCAACUUCCACCAGUGACUCAACUAUAUGGUGUUUGAAGAGGGACCUCCCGUGCCCUGGAAAACCCAAUUAUUAUUCAUUGUUUAUAAAUUGCGGUGGAAGAAAGAUUACCUUCGAAGGAAAUGAAUAUGAAGAGAACUUAAGUGCGGAUGGUCCGUCAUACUUUGAGUCCCAUGAUAGAUGGGCUUAUAGCAGUACAGGGCUGUUCAUGGGGGAGGAUGAUGCCAAAUUUGUUGCAACAAACAAUUCUUCUUUGACAAUGACUGGUGCAGAAUUUUAUCAAACAGCUCGCCUCUCCCCUUCUUCACUCAAGUAUUUUGGACUUUGCUUGCGCAGAGGCAGCUACAGAGUGCGUCUCCAUUUUGCCGAAAUAAUGUAUACUGAUGACUCCACCUUUAGCAGCCUUGGAAGGCGGAUAUUUGACGUGGCAAUCCAGGGGGAGGUUGUUUUGACAGACUUUGAUAUUGUGAAGGAAGCUAAUGGAGUUAGGAAAGGUAUUUACAGGGAUUUUAAUGUCCUCGUCAAUGGAAGUACACUGGAGAUCCAUUUGUACUGGACAGGGAAGGGCACCACAGCCAUCCCCGACAGAGGGGUAUAUGGACCCUUGAUAUCUGCAAUAGCUGUGACACCAAACUUUGAUCCUGAUACGGGGGGACUAUCUGCUGGAGCUAUCGCUGGGAUUGUAGUUUCUUCAUGUGUGGUUGGGUUUUCUAUUGUAGCUGCACUUUGGAUGAAAGGUUAUCUUAGAGGAAAAGAUGUUGAAGAUAAAGGUGAAAUUUUUGUUUUAUCAGACUUUGGUUUGGCUAAGCUUGAUGAAGAAGAAAACACCCACAUCAGUACGCGAAUUGCUGGAACUAUAGGUUAUAUGGCUCCUGAAUAUGCGAUGAGGGGUUAUUUGACAGACAAAGCAGACAUCUACAGCUUUGGAGUAGUUGCGCUAGAAAUUGUCAGCGGAAAAAGUAACACCAAUUACAGACCAAAAGAGGAUUUCGUCUACCUUCUUGAUUGGGCUUAUGUCCUACAAGAGCAAGGUAAUCUUUUAGACCUCGUGGACCAUAUUCUCAGUUCGAACUAUUCUGAAGAAGAGGCGAUGCGGAUGUUAAAUUUGGCGCUGUUGUGCACAAAUCCAUCUCCUUCACUUAGACCGGCUAUGUCUUCCGUGGUGAGAAUGCUCGAAGGCAAAAUCCCAGUCCAAGCACCAAAAAUAAUGCGUCGUACGCCAAGUGAGGGGAUUAGAUUUAAAGCAUUCGAGAAACUCUCACAAGAUAGCCAAACGCAUGUAUCGACAUACUCGCAGGAUAGUAAGGAACACAAUAGUGUUUCGAGAGAUGGACCAUGGAUUGAUUCGUCCAUCUCAUCUUUAAGCAAGGAUGAAACUCAGGAUCAUUCUGCAGCAAGUAGGCUGCUUCCUGAUCUUUAUGAUGUAAAUUUAGAUUAACUGAUGAUGCGUACUAGAGAAAUUUGUUUAUCUGAUUCUCGUACUAAUGUUUUCUUGGAAUUUCCGAAUGAUUAGUAGAAGGAAAAACUUUUGGUGGUUUUAUUACCGUUUUCAGUGGAAGUGUCGACGGUCCAGUUUCUUGCGUUUUA
Molecule: messenger RNA, 1688 nt
Organism: Olea europaea var. sylvestris
Lineage: Eukaryota; Viridiplantae; Streptophyta; Magnoliopsida; Lamiales; Oleaceae
Product: probable LRR receptor-like serine/threonine-protein kinase At1g53440
Exons: 9
Coding region: 1-1539 (512 amino acids)
Biological process (GO): protein phosphorylation
Molecular function (GO): protein kinase activity; ATP binding
Source: RefSeq, a predicted model, not a curated record